AGUGUCCUGCACUUUGCACUUUGUUGCAAAGAAAGAUGGAGGUUUUGAGUGAGUAGCUGGGUCAGCAGCCUCAGGUCUGCUGUGGUUUAAGGACCGUGCUGUGCUCAGUGUGGCCCAUUCCCAGUGCUCCAGUCAAGGUGCCAUGAGCGCUGUGUCACAAAGCUCAUUGAUCCAGGAAGAAUUUCCCAUCUUAAGUUCUGCACUAGCUGAUCCAUCAUCUAUCCCACCUGAAGAGCUGCUUCCAUCUUUGGGGACUCCAGCACAAGAAAGACAUGGACCUGUUGGAGUGAGACCAGAAAGCCUGAAGAAAAGCAGCUUCCUUCCCACCUUCUAAUGGCUCUGAAUCAGCACUGCCCCAGGCACUGCUUGAGUAUCCUGGGAGGUGCAGACUAUAUAUUGUAAAAUGUCCAAUGGUUAUGAAGAUCACAUGGCUGAAGAUUGCAGGGAUGAUAUUGGUAGGACAAAUUUAAUUGUGAACUACCUUCCUCAGAACAUGACGCAGGAUGAAUUACGGAGUCUGUUCAGCAGCAUUGGUGAAGUGGAAUCUGCAAAACUUAUUCGGGACAAAGUUGCAGGACACAGCUUAGGCUAUGGCUUCGUGAACUACGUAACUGCAAAAGAUGCUGAAAGAGCAAUAAACACACUGAAUGGCCUCAGACUUCAGUCAAAAACUAUCAAGGUUUCCUAUGCCCGCCCAAGUUCUGAAGUUAUCAAGGAUGCUAAUUUAUAUAUCAGUGGCUUGCCCCGGUCAAUGACACAGAAGGAUGUAGAAGAUAUGUUUUCCCGUUUUGGGCGCAUCAUCAACUCACGUGUGCUUGUGGAUCAAACCACAGGUUUGUCCAGAGGGGUCGCAUUUAUCCGGUUUGACAAAAGGUCAGAAGCAGAAGAGGCAAUUACAAAUUUCAAUGGUCACAAACCCCCAGGUUCAUCCGAGCCCAUUACAGUGAAGUUUGCAGCCAACCCUAACCAGAACAAAAAUGUGGCACUGUUGUCGCAGCUGUGUCAUUCACCAGCUAGACGGUUUGGAGGGCCAGUGCAUCACCAGGCACAGAGAUUCAGGUCAGCAGAGAAUCAGGAUCUGCCACCGCCCUGCUCUUGGCAGAGAGCAGCUCGUGUACCGCUUUUAAGGGGUUUGCAAAUCACCAGUGGUACACCUCAAUUUGGGAACCCCUGGUUCUCUCCUAUGGGUGUAGAUCACAUGAGUGGGCUUUCUGGUGUAAAUGUUCCAGGAAACGCAUCUUCUGGCUGGUGUAUCUUCAUCUACAACCUUGGUCAAGAUGCUGAUGAGGGAAUCCUCUGGCAGAUGUUUGGCCCCUUUGGUGCGGUUACCAAUGUGAAAGUUAUUCGAGAUUUCAACACCAACAAGUGCAAAGGUUUUGGUUUUGUGACCAUGACAAACUAUGAAGAAGCUGCAAUGGCCAUAGCAAGUCUUAAUGGCUACCGCCUGGGGGACAAAAUCUUACAGGUUUCCUUCAAAACCAACAAGUCCCACAAAUAACUUGCUCGUGCUUUUUGUAUGGAAUAGAUAAUGGAGUGACAGAAGUUGAAACAUUUUUGUUAGUGUAAAACUCAUUUUGCGCCAAUUUUCACAAGUGUUUGUCUUAGUCUAAAUGAGAAGUGAAAAGGUUUUAUAUUCUGGGAUGCAACUGACAUGUUCAAAUGUUUGAAAUCCCACAAUGUUAGACCAAUUUUAAGUUCCUUUAAGUUAUUUCAUUUAAAACAUGUUAAAAAUCCCCUGAAAUCUUAAGUAGGUUGCAUUAACUAGACCCUCUGGAUGGUGGUAAAAUUGAAGCAUGCUUUCACUUAUGAGACUAACAUUUGUUUCAUUGAAUGUUGUCUGCAAAAACUGGAAUUUUCUGAAAAAUAUCAGGCUGAAUUAAUUGAUUUUCUUUGGUUUUAUGUUGUUCUUCCUACCCAUCCCCCUCUCCUUUUGUUCCCCCUCAGUUUCAGUAGUAUGGAAGAAAAGUUGAGAAAUACUAAUGUUUUAGUUGACAGAAAAUUGUUUGAUAAAUUAAUAUUCAUUACUCUGUGUCUAGUUGAGGAUCAGGCUUUUAAAAGUCAAGGUCUUGUAAGUAGUAGCAUGCCAGCCUAACUUUUAACACCAUUGAGGAGGUAAGUUGCACACUGAGCAGUGGCCAAGCUGUCCAAUUCACAGGUUUUAGAAAUGUGACUUUUAAAGCCCACUUUGAGAGGAAUGGACCAAAGAGUUUCAAAGAAACUCCAGGAAGAUUUCAGAGUCAGAAUGAAACUCCAAAAAAGCGAGUGUGAAUAUAUGUUGCUACUUUAUCAGACUGAAUCUCUUCUGUCCAAAUAUUUAAUGCAUGGUGCACUACUUACUGGUACAUUAUAAUGCAGCAAGAUACUUACUCAUUUUCCAAGAUCAUUGUAGUUGGAAUUCCUUUGGCAGUUCUAUUUUGUAAAGAAAAACCAGUUAUAAACAUUUGAGCAUUGUAUUUCUCGCAUCCCUUCUAAUGAGUGCUAGUUUUUCUAUUUUAAUAGGAUUUUGUUUUGACAACUAGCUUUACUUACUGAACACUCAGCAGAAAAGUACUUACAACUUGCAAGUUAGAUAUUAACCAAAAAACCCCUUUGAUUUGUAGAUUUAAAGAUUAAUCCCCCAGGUUUUCUGCAGACUGCCUUGAAACUUUGAGUUGUUCUGUUUCUGUUAAUUUUCUUUUGCUUUUUUGUGUUUUUUGUUUGUUUUUACUUUUGCAUUUAAGAACAUUAAAUUUGAUUUUGUUUUGCUCAAA
Molecule: messenger RNA, 2750 nt
Organism: Vidua chalybeata
Lineage: Eukaryota; Metazoa; Chordata; Aves; Passeriformes; Viduidae
Gene: ELAVL1
Product: ELAV like RNA binding protein 1
Exons: 8
Coding region: 404-1498 (364 amino acids)
Cellular component (GO): ribonucleoprotein complex
Molecular function (GO): RNA binding
Source: RefSeq, a predicted model, not a curated record